This is a messenger RNA of Erigeron canadensis, 2616 nucleotides long. RefSeq names its product probable serine/threonine-protein kinase At1g54610. The record is from RefSeq and is a predicted model, not a curated record. The coding region runs from base 200 to 2314 and encodes 704 amino acids. Gene Ontology annotation, biological process: positive regulation of transcription elongation by RNA polymerase II; protein phosphorylation. Gene Ontology annotation, cellular component: nucleus; cyclin-dependent protein kinase holoenzyme complex. The transcript is spliced from 8 exons. Gene Ontology annotation, molecular function: RNA polymerase II CTD heptapeptide repeat kinase activity; ATP binding; cyclin-dependent protein serine/threonine kinase activity. NCBI's taxonomy places the organism in Eukaryota, Viridiplantae, Streptophyta, Magnoliopsida, Asterales, Asteraceae.
UUUAUAACAAUUUAGAUAUAAGGGAUGUGUAUUGUAUAUGUAGGGUUUUUAUUACAUUGGGAAUUUUAAUCUUAAUAAAGGGUUAUAAUGCAAUAAGGUAUUUAGUUCAAUGAUAGUUUAAACUUUAGUGAAUUGAGGGUUUACACAUUACAAUUUUGGAGUGAAAUUGUAAAGAUUAUCUAUCUAGAAACAAAGAUUUAUGGGGUGCAUAUGCUCGAAAGGAAUUUCGACAAAUGAGUAUGCAGAGAAAGAAUCAAAGCGAUCGUCGAAACGGUUUCUUGGUUCUUCUAGGAGAGAUGAGGUUGCAGUUGAGGUUGAUAAUGGCGCCAAUGAUGCUACCGCUAGGCUUAUUGAUAGUAACAUAGAAAAUGCAGCAAGUUCGGGACAAACAUUGUGGGAUGAGGGAGAGAGGAAGAAUGUUGUGGUUUAUGAGCAACAGGUGGUGCAACCUUUUGUGCAAGUGGUUCAAAAACCGGUGAAGAUCGAGACUGAGGGGAAUGGUGGGGUCCACCAGAAUGAAAUUUGUAGAGUGUUUAAUACUGUUAAUGGAGUUGAUGGUACACAAGAGGCUGCGGGUUGGCCGGCUUGGUUGACUGCUGUGGCAGGGGAAGCUAUUAAAGGUUGGUUGCCACGAAGGGCUGACUCCUUUGAGAAAUUGGACAAGAUAGGACAGGGGACUUACAGCAGUGUGUAUAGAGCUCGUGACCUUGAGACCGGAAAUAUUGUCGCCUUAAAGAAAGUAAGGUUUGCUAAAAUGGAUCCUGAAAGUGUUCGUUUUAUGGCAAGGGAAGUCAUUGUUCUACGUAGGUUAGACCAUCCGAAUGUGAUGAAACUUGAAGGUCUACUAACGUCCAGGGUUUCAGGCAACUUAUAUCUUGUAUUUGAGUACAUGGAACAUGAUCUUGCCGGCCUUGCAGCAUCUCCUAUAAUUAAAUUUACUGAACCACAGAUCAAAUGUUAUAUGCAGCAGUUACUUUGCGGGUUAGAACAUUGCCACAAACGUGGAGUUCUGCAUCGUGAUAUCAAGGGCUCAAAUCUCUUGAUUGACAACAAUGGGAAUUUAAAAAUUGGAGAUUUCGGGUUAGCCACCAUUUUUAGCAGCAACCAGAGGCAACCUCUGACAAGCCGAGUUGUUACUUUAUGGUAUCGGCCUCCUGAGCUUUUAUUAGGUGCUACUGAUUAUGGAGUAGCCGUUGACUUGUGGAGUGCUGGUUGUAUCCUCGCCGAACUUUUUGCUGGAAAGCCUAUAAUGCCUGGAAGAACGGAGGUGGAACAACUUCAUAAAAUAUUUAAACUUUGUGGUUCACCAUCUGAGGAGUAUUGGAGAAAAUCGAGGUUGCCUCAUGCUACAAUAUUUAAACCACAGCAGCCUUACAAACGUUGUGUGGCUGAGACAUAUAGGGAUUUUCCUCCACCGGCUUUAGCACUUUUGGAUUCUCUCCUAGCAGUUGAACCUGACAAACGGGGAUCUUCUUCUUCUGCAUUGCAUAGUGAGUUCUUUACAACAAAGCCUCUUCCUUGUCAUCCUUCAAGUUUACCCAAAUACCCACCAAGUAAGGAGUAUGAUGCCAAAAUGCGGGAUGAUGAACUAAGAAGGAAUAAAGCAGGUGGUGGGAAAGCACGUGGAGCAGAACCGUUGAGAAGGGAUACAAGAGAAUCUAAAGCUCAGCCAGAACCUGAUGCUAAUGCAGAAUUGCGGGCCUCCAUACAGAAACGGCUGGAGAAACAAAACCCUAAAAGUAGUAGUGAGAAAUUUAAUCAUGAAGAAGAUGGUGGUUCUGGGUUCCCUAUUGAACCUUCGAGAGGAUCACUACAAUUUAAUAGCUACAAUGGUCGUUUUAAACAGUCUGGGGUUCAAGAAAAAUCUGAUGAAGCUCAAGGCAGGCAAGAUUUGUCCCAACAUCAUAAACAUCAAUUAUCCAAGUUUUCAAGCUCAUUAGCUUGGCAUGGUAGUUCACGGUUGGACAAUGGAAAAGGCACUAGUGCGCAUUGGCCUGAAGAUCGUCCAAAUGGAAAGUACCACCAACUAAAUGAUGCGGAAUCAUCUCAUCACAUGUUUGACGGGCCAAAUUGUACUUACAAGAAGCAUGAGCAUGCACCUGCAAAGGGUUAUGUGCCAAAGAAUACCCGGAUCCACUACUCUGGACCAUUAGUUCCGCCUGGUGGAAAUAUGGAUGAAAUGCUUAAAGAACACGAAAGACAAAUCCAACAUGCUGUCCGUAAAGCUCGUCUUGACAAAACCAAGAUUAAAAAGGGCUAUGUUGAUAAUGGUCAAAGGGAAUCAUUACUGCAGCACGGGAAUAAUUUUAGAUAAAACACCUCAUUAUGUGAAUCCAGAGUUCCUAAUAUCUAAAAGGAUGCAGCUAACCAUUGAGAAAUUCAUGUGUGCUUCCAAUUUGCACAAAAGUUUUAUUUUUGUAAGGGAAAAGGGGGAUCUUCCUCUUCUGUAUAGAGUUCUUGCCAGGUUUUUCAUAACUAAUGGAAAAGGUCAAAAAGAUCUUAAAGAAAAACUUUGGUGGUCAGUUGGUAUUGCUGAUACAUCAACACAAACAGUUCAUGUAAUUUCUUUUAAUUUAGCUCAAUGAGAAACUGUACAGCCAAAUUUUAUUUUGCUUA